AUGGAGCAACAGACAGAAAAGCGUUCCAUUGUGGAGGACAACGAUUCAAGCGUGAAGAGACAGGAUACUUCCUGGUCGAAAGGUGUUGCUCAUCUUAAGCCCGAGUAUAUCGUACCGUUUAAGCAAAAUGCACUUCAAGAGGCCCCUGUUUAUGACGAAGAGAUGUCUUCCGAUAGAAUGGUAGAAGAACUGUCCGGUAAUGGUGGGAACAAUAAGAAGAACAAAAAGGGGAGAGGUAAGAAGCGUGGCCAAAACAAGAAUAGAGAUAACAGACAAGUCAAGGAACAAAAUGCCCUGUGCCCCCGCUUGAUCUAUGGAGAUGCGUCCAAAUGUUCCUUUGGUGAUAGCUGUAGGUUCGUCCACGAUAUUAAUCUGUAUCUUUCCACAAAAAAGCCUGAAGUUGAAAGUGACAUAUUUCCUAUAUGCCCGGUUUUCAGCUCAUUGGGAUAUUGUCCGAUGGGAUUCAAGUGCAGAUUUUUGUCAUCCCAUUUAAACAAGGAAGAAAAUACACUUAUAUCAACAAGGGACGUGGAUGUAGAUACUCAAACCAUCUGGUCUGUUAGGGGGGAAGUCAAUCAUAUUUCACCUGGAAAGAAACUGGAUCUAAUAAAGAGAAGGUUCCCAUUCCCUAAGAGUAACGAAGUGUUGGAAAUCAUCGACUCUUUCCAACAGGAGUUCAGAGACUCUGCGAAGUUAGACGAGGAAGCAGAAACCAAGCCCGUGGAAAAGGAACAAAAGCAAGAAUCUCAGGAGCCAAAAGCCCAGGACCAAGUUGCUCAACUGGAAGAGAGAGAAAAAGAGUUCGCGGAACAUAGAGCGAAACAACGUGAAGUGUACUUGAAAUACAAGGACACUCGUUACUUUGCUCAAGAGAAAAAGCCCUUGGAUCUGCAUCGUAAAAAAAUCGUAUCACCAUUAACUACCGUGGGUAAUUUACCAUACCGUCGUCUAAUGAGAAAACUGGGCGCAGAUGUAACAUACUCAGAAAUGGCUUUGGCGAUUCCCUUGAUCCAAGGUACCAAUUCCGAAUGGGCGCUACCCAAGGCUCAUAAGUCUGAGGUGCCUGGUUUUGGUGUGCAAGUGGCUUGUUCCAAAGCCUGGCAGGCAGCUAAGGCUGCAGAAGCACUUGUCGAUUCUGUUAGCGAUAUCAGCGAAAUCAAUUUGAACUCUGGUUGCCCCAUUGACUUGUUGUACAGACAAGGUUCUGGGAGUGCGCUACUGGACAAUCCUGCAAGAAUGAUUCGUUGUUUAAACGCGAUGAACUAUGUCUCGCAGGAUGUUCCUAUCACGGUGAAACUCAGAACAGGCACAAAAGACGGCCAUCCUAUUGCGGAAGGUUUGGUGAAAAGAUUAGUCAACGAGACCGACGUGGCAGCUAUUACCUUACACGGUAGAUCCAGGCAACAGAGGUACACGAAACAAGCGGACUGGGAAUACGUGGGCCAAGUUGCUGAUACAUUGAGAUCUGCAGAAGCGGAAUUUAAAGAAUCUGAGCAAGGUAAGGAAUCACGAGACUCCAAGAAUAGAAUUCAAUUUGUCGGGAAUGGUGAUGUCAACAAUUUCGAAGAUUGGCACCGUUAUCUAGACGGGAAUGCGAACAUUGACAGUGUCAUGGUUGCCCGUGGUGCCCUGAUUAAGCCAUGGAUCUUCGAAGAGAUCGACUCUCAACAGUACUUAGACAAGACGAGUACUGAAAGAUUAGACAUCUUAAAAGACUACGCACAAUUCUCCAUGGAGCAUUGGGGCACUGAUGAAUACGGGCUUUCUCAAUGCCGUAGAUUCUUCUGUGAGUUCAUGUCCUUUUUCCACAGAUACAUUCCUAUGGGCAUUUGCGAGAGAUAUCCCGUUCAGUUGAAUGAAAGACCACCCAAUUGGUGCGGGAGAGAUGACGUUGAAACUUUAAUGGGCAGCACGGACGUCAACGACUGGAUCAAGCUAAGUGACAUGUUUUUCGGCAAGACUGAUGAAAGCUUUGUCUUCGUUCCCAAACAUAAGAGUAGUUCUUUUGCCACUAGGGACUCAUAA
Messenger RNA from Saccharomyces eubayanus, 2025 nucleotides. RefSeq names its product tRNA dihydrouridine synthase DUS3 (gene DUS3). Gene Ontology annotation, molecular function: RNA binding; metal ion binding; flavin adenine dinucleotide binding. Bases 1 to 2025 code for a protein of 674 amino acids. The record is from RefSeq and is a predicted model, not a curated record. Lineage: Eukaryota; Fungi; Ascomycota; Saccharomycetes; Saccharomycetales; Saccharomycetaceae. The transcript has a single exon. Gene Ontology annotation, biological process: tRNA processing.